UUAAAUUUAAUUUCUAAUUGUACUAUUCUGGGCUUAUGCAGACUUAAAAAUAUCAGCUGGAUGGAAUACAAACUUCAUUUACUCUUCACCUUCAUAGAACUGGGCUUGUGGACAGAUCACUGGGCGUCUUGAUGAACCCAAACUGCAAAAAUGGUUAAAAAUGAAGCACAGCAGCGUGGAGGCAAAAAGAAAUAAAAUCAAUGUUUUUGACGAGUUCAAGUCUUGUUGCAAGUUUCACAAAAGCCAAUGGAUCUCCACUGGAAGCUGGAGCCUUAAUGGUGGACCUUGAGGCUGCGAGCCAAGCUUUUGACCAGUUGCUGGCAAUCCCAUGGAUCAAACAAUCAGUGAAUAUAAAUCCCCUGGUUGAGUUGCUUAUUGACUCAAGAACUGCAUUGAAAUCUCCGGAGAUCCUCCUGGUUCUGCUGACUUGUCCCCUUCUGCAAGAAGACUCUAAUGUCAUGAGUGUAGUUUUGCCUCUGGAUAAUGGUGGUCGUCUCUGUCAGCUUCCAUUCUUAUUAAACACAUCAUGGUCUUCAAAAGUGCCCUGGCCUUCAUGCUGAAGAACGGCCUUUUAUCAACUCACAACCCUGGAGUUAAAUACCUGCUGGAAGCCCUGAAGCUGCUCUACAAAGCAAACAAAGCUGGAAACUCCUACAAAGUCCCGCUGAGCACCUUCUAUGUAGAAGAAGUCAGUACUACUGUGGAACCACAUGCGGACGUCACUCUAUGGAUUACGUUUUCCAAAGUGGAGGCCUCAGAUGGGAGAAUCUAUGAGCAUGUGAAAGACUAUCUGGUAGAGCUGUGUCGCACUGAGCUAGAGGCCUCCCAAGCGACGCACAACACCUACCAGUUCCUCUUGGACAAAUCCACCAGGAUAAUACAAGAGUUCAAUCAGCAGUUGUUUUUGCAGGAGAAUCCUGUGUUUCACAAAGCACACGACUUCCAGUUCCAGCCCAGCGAAUGUGACACGAGUCGUCAGCUGGAAUCAGAGUCAGGGACGACGGAGGAGCACAGUCUGAAUAAGGAGGCCAGGAAAUGGGCAACCAGAGUGGCCAGAGAGCCACUGCAAGAGAUCAUUGGAAGAGUGUGAAAGUCAUGGCUUACCCCCCACUGAGCAGGGCAGACUAGAUCUGGAACUGAAGAUAGAAGACACCAAAGAAAUGAU
Melanotaenia boesemani (Boeseman's rainbowfish) is the source of this 1165-nucleotide messenger RNA. RefSeq names its product F-BAR and double SH3 domains protein 2-like. Gene Ontology annotation, biological process: regulation of actin filament polymerization; neuromuscular synaptic transmission. The record is from RefSeq and is a predicted model, not a curated record. NCBI's taxonomy places the organism in Eukaryota, Metazoa, Chordata, Actinopteri, Atheriniformes, Melanotaeniidae. The transcript has 11 exons. Bases 527 to 1090 code for a protein of 187 amino acids. Gene Ontology annotation, cellular component: recycling endosome; neuromuscular junction.